AUGAAUCCCCAGCAGCCUUCGAGUUUCCGCAAUCCAGAAUCUACGCCACCACAGCAGAGGGCCCAGCAAGACAAACUCAAAUCAGGUGCGAACUCAAGAUUCGGAAUCAGUGCGGAUAAAAGAUUCAAAUACACAUCGCUGGGUGGUUUCACAGCUGGGGCGGCUAUUGGUUAUGUGCAUGGAAGCAAAAUAGCUGGCUUUCGCUUUCGCGCUGAAAACGCCCAUCGCUUCCCUACGACAAAACCAGGAUGGUACUUGUAUCAUAAAGAUAAGAGCUAUUUGCGUUUCACUACAGGAGUUAACGAGGGCCUAAAAAUGGGAUUUAAGCUAGGCGCUGGUGCCUUUGUGUUCAGCUUCUUCGAAGAGACCGUGGAUAAUGCGCGGCACGAGCGGGAUUUCUUGUCUACAGUCACAGCUGGGUUAGCAUUUUCCGGCUGUUGCAGCUUGCUAGCCCGGCACGAUGUCUACACAGCUGCACGCACGGCGAAAUUCGGCUUGAAAUUCAGUCUGGCAUAUGGCCUGAUACAGGAUCUUCUUUCGUCAUUGAAAGGCAACCCCCCUGCAUACGUUGAUUUCAUACUUGGCAUCCGUAAACCCAAAAUGGAGUGA
Aspergillus tanneri is the source of this 609-nucleotide messenger RNA. RefSeq lists its product as uncharacterized. The transcript is spliced from 2 exons. The record is from RefSeq and is a predicted model, not a curated record. The coding region runs from base 1 to 609 and encodes 202 amino acids. Lineage: Eukaryota; Fungi; Ascomycota; Eurotiomycetes; Eurotiales; Aspergillaceae.